CUACUCCCUGAUGGUGGGGUUUUUGCUCCGGUGUGAGGAGUUGGGCUACAGGCCGACAACGGCCUUAUUCAUGAAUUUGUACCAGAUCGGCCGAGGAAGUCACAAGAACUGUGCGGCCUAUGCUACUCUUCAGCAGCUGCCGAAGAAGAGGAGUUUCACGGAUUUGCCUACGUCCAUUCAUGGGUGGAAGAGCAAGUUCGUGUUUGUGUCCAUUGGUGAGAGUGGCACCGAGUUUCCCUCCCUCGGCCAUACCGGGAGGUUUAACCUGCACGACCCGCCGAAGAGCUCUAUUCUGGACGCUCAGGUGGAGGCUUUCUUGGAAGGGGGCCAAGGAGCGUGAAGGAUUACAUCACUGAAUACAAGAUGGCCGCCCUCGGCUUCGUGAGGUACUAUGUCUAUGGUGACAAGGAGGAUGACCUCCAACUCUGGCCGAGGAUGACCACCACUUUUGAGGAGGCCGACGGCCCGGACUUGGGCAUUCCUGCUGAGGCCGAUGAUUUUGUCAUGGACCGUCGUUCCAUGAUGGCUAUUGCCAAGGCCAAAGCGGCCGAGGAGAUUGCUGCUAAGGCGGCCGAAGCGGCCAGACGUGCCGCGGCCGGUGGGAGCGGGGCUACUGCUGAUGCGGCCCCAAAGCCUGCUCCAUCGAAGAAGAAAAGGCCGGCCACUGACGGCCAAAAAAAGUUAACUGAGGCCGGCGUGAGCGUCUCGAAGAAGAUGAAGAGGGCUCCUUCCCCUUCUCCGGCUACUGAGGCCGGUACUCUGACUGUCCCCAUCGUGGACGAUGGUGGUCCCGUCGUGGACCUUACUGUUGCUGACGAUGCUGCCUCAGCGCUUCCUCUCGUCCAGGAACCACAGACGAAGAGGGUCGGCAAGGAGAUUGUCGGUGCCACCUACCAGAAGGUGGUAGAAUACCCCGUCGGCGGGGGCGUGUUUAAUGAUCUCGUCCCUGGCCACGUCGUCCUGGCCCAGGCCAUGCCGGCCAAAGAUCGGGCUUACUUGAAGAAGCUCGGGGACGAGAAGAUUUACGAGGGCGGCAUGGACCUCUUCGUCCAAAGUGCCUUUAUGCUUAUGGAAAGCCAUAAGAGGCAGUAUUGGGAGAUAGCUCGCUUGAAAGGGCUGGAGCAGAAGGCUGCCUCGGCCGACGAGGCGGUAGCUUGCCUUGAUCGGCUCCGGGAGGAUGCCAAGGCGUUGCAGGCAAAGGCUGAUGAAGCCGCCGCGGCCAGGGACGAUGCCCUGUCCAAGCUCGAGGAGAGCAAAAGGGAGCUCGAGGAGUCCCAAAGGGCGCUUGAGGCCGAGAAGCGCAAGAGCGAGGAGGCCGUUAAGGCGAAAGCUGAGGCCGAGGCCGCCGCUGUGAGGGCUGCCGACGAGGCCGUUGAGAAGUUCCUGGCCGAGGGGUGGAAGGCCGAUGAGAGGCUUCCCUGGUGCUACGAGGUGGUGGCCGCCAAGCUUGAGAGUUAGGGGAUGAACUCCCCCGCCGGCCGGGAGUAUUUCAGCCGAGAGAUGUCUGUGUAUUAUAACCUGGGCCAGGAGCGGAUGCAAAGGCUCCUGUGUCGGCGGCUAUCCCGGGCGUUGAAGGCCAUGAAUUACACGUCUGGGUGGGCUAGACGGAACCUGAAGCUGCCGAAGCUGAUGAAGGAUCCAGAAGAGCAGGCCAAGCUUCCGCUGUCGGAGCGAGAGUCCCCCAUAGAAAGCUUCGGCCUUGGCGAGCCGGAUUAUACUGAAUUUGAUUUCUUAGACGAUGCCACCAGCGCCGCAGCCGCUGCCGGCCAAGAAGCUGAGGCCGAUGAGGGAGCUGAUGAGGUUGAAGAGCCAGCCGCGGAUGAAGGUGCCCCAGAGGCUUGACCGGCUACUCCCUGCUCCUUUGUAAUUUGCUUUUCAUUUCUUUGUCUAACUGAUGUAAUGGCCGAAGCGCCCCCCAUCGUAAUGAAUUGAUUAAAUGAAAGAAUUUUUGCCAUCCUUCUCGGCUUUGAAUCCAUUGUAUG
Cuscuta europaea is the source of this 1982-nucleotide messenger RNA. Lineage: Eukaryota; Viridiplantae; Streptophyta; Magnoliopsida; Solanales; Convolvulaceae. The record is from the annotation of a GenBank genome assembly.